AUGCAGCCCUCAAAUACCUUUGUGGGAUCGAUCGAUCAAGGCACGACCAGCACCAGAUUUUUGAUCUUCAACCGCGAGGGCGAGCCAGUAGCAUCGCAUCAAGUUGAGUUCAGCCAAAUCUACCCGAACCCGGGGCAAGUUCCAGACCAAUCCAAUAUAGAGACCUGCAUUGAAGAAGCCGUCCGGAAGUUCGAAGCGCAAGGCCACACCCGGACCAGCAUCCAAAGCAUCGGAAUAACCAACCAGCGCGAAACAACCAUAGUCUGGGACCACGAGACCGGCGAGCCCCUGUACAAUGCCAUUGUAUGGACAGACACACGCUCCCAGAGGAUCGUUGCAGAACUGAAACAGAAACCAGGGGCAGCGCAGCUCCAGACACUCUGCGGUCUGCCGCUGUCAACCUACUCGUCGGCUACAAAGCUGCUCUGGAUGUUGGCGAAUGUCCCAAGGGUGAAGAAUGCAUUUGACCGCGGCACACUGGCGUUUGGUACCGUCGACGCUUGGCUGGUAUACCGUUUGAACGGUGGCGUGCCUGCCAACGUCUUUGUCUCGGAUUCGACAAACGCCUCGCGGACCAUGUUUGUGAACUUGGAGACGUUGCAGUAUGAUGAGACGCUUCUCGACUUUUUUGGGAUCAGAGGGAAGGUUCAUUUACCUAGGAUUGUGCCUUCGUCUGAUGCGACAGCGUACGGGGUUGUUGCUUCUGGGGCGUUGGCGCAGGUUCCGAUUAUGGGCUGUCUUGGGGAUCAGUCUGCGGCAUUGGUUGGACAGAAAGGGUUCUCGCCUGGAAUGGCGAAGAACACUUAUGGCACUGGGUGCUUUCUUUUGUACAAUGUUGGCGACAAGCCGGUGUUCUCGACACAUGGAUUACUGGCUACGGUGGCUUACCAUUUUGGCGGGAAGCCUAUCUAUGCACUUGAGGGGAGCAUUGCCGUUGCUGGGUCUGGGAUCAAAUUCUUGCAGAAUAACUUGAAUUUCUUCCAAGAGUCUAAGGAGGUCAACGGCCUUGCUUGCUCGGUGGAAGACAAUGGUGGAUGUGUGUUUGUUACUGCCUUCAGUGGACUUUUUGCACCUUAUUGGAUUGAUGACGCAAAAGGAACAAUCUUUGGGAUCACCCAGUACACCCAAAAGGGCCAUAUCGCACGCGCAACCCUAGAGGCAACCUGCUUCCAGACUAAAGCCAUUCUAGAUGCAAUGGAGAAAGACAGCGGCCAUACACUCUCCGAACUGGCUGUAGAUGGGGGUAUGAGCAACUCAGACUUGGCAAUGCAGACCCAAGCAGACCUGAUAUCUAUCCCUGUCUACCGCCCCAAGAUGCGCGAGACUACAGCUCUCGGUGCAGCAAUUGCAGCUGGCCUUGCUGUUGGACUUUGGCAUAACUUUGCCGAGCUACGCGAUAUCAAUCGUUUUGGUGGUGUGGUCUUCGAGCCUCAUGUCCUGCGACAAGAGAGUGCUGCCAAAUUCAGACAAUGGGAAAAGGCUGUGCAGAUGAGUAGAGGCUGGUUGGGAUCUAAGAGCGCCGGGCAAAAAGAAGCCGUUGGUCCGAAAGAUGGCAAAUCUGCACCGGCGAAGAAUCCUGAUCUACCUCCGUCUAAAGGAACACAGAUCCCGGAUACUUCAUUGAUCUCUGAUGUCGUGAAGAGAAUCACGGCUGUCAAAGAGAGGGCUCGUGUCUCAGUCAAGGAGAUCGAAGUCACACAUCCCCCUGUACAGACGGCAUUGGCAUUGGGGAGUGUGUUUUGUGAUUUGGAUGAUGCAGAUGAAGAGGACUUGUUCUUGGAGCUGCGGAAAGUGGAGAUUCUGCAAAGACUUAGGAGGCUACGGAAACGGCAGUCAGACUCCUACUAA
Molecule: messenger RNA, 1848 nt
Organism: Penicillium egyptiacum
Lineage: Eukaryota; Fungi; Ascomycota; Eurotiomycetes; Eurotiales; Aspergillaceae
Source: the annotation of a GenBank genome assembly